This is a messenger RNA of Penicillium brasilianum, 1005 nucleotides long. The record is from the annotation of a GenBank genome assembly. Lineage: Eukaryota; Fungi; Ascomycota; Eurotiomycetes; Eurotiales; Aspergillaceae.
AUGUCGACUCCUCACAAGGAGAUUGGGUCUGCGGAGAGUCACGAUAGUGGGUGUUCCUCUCUAUACCUGGGAAGUAAGCACGACGCAUCCAUCAACGAAGUAUCCGCCGGAAUCGACAGUAUACCCAGUGAACCAUCAUUGCUCUGGUACAAGAUCCGCACAUACGGACAGGAUGCUUUUUCCGAAUUCUUCGGUACAAUGAUCUUGAUACUCUUCGGUGACGGGGUGGUCGCCCAGGUUCUACUUAGCCGUGGGCAGAAGGGUGACUACCAGUCCAUCUCUUGGGGUUGGGGAUUGGGCGUCAUGUUAGGCGUAUAUGUCAGCGGUUCCUCAGGAGCCCAUAUCAAUCCCGCCGUGACAUUUGCAAACUGCAUCUACCGCGGCUUCCCCUGGCGCAAAUUCCCAAUCUACAUGCUCGCCCAACUCCUCGGCGCGAUAUGUGGUGCAGCCAUCGUCUACGGAAACUACAAAUCUGCCAUCGACGCCUACGAGGGUGGUCCACACAUUCGCACUGUACCGGGUUACUCGCCUACAGCGACGGCGGGCGUCUUUUGCACAUAUCCGGCCGAAUUCAUGACCAAGACCGGCCAGUUUUUCUCGGAGUUCUUGGCUAGUGCGGUGCUUAUGUUUAUGAUCUUUGCGUUGAAGGAUGAUGGUAAUCUGGGUGCGGGAAAGCUGAUGCCUCUCGCGCUGUUCUUCGUAAUUUUCGGCAUUGGCGCUUGUUUUGGGUGGGAGACUGGGUACGCGAUUAAUCUGGCAAGGGACUUUGGACCGCGACUCACGUCUUACAUGUUGGGAUACGGACAUGAGGUGUGGGCUGCGGGCAAUUAUUACUUUUGGGUCCCCAUGGUCGCUCCCUUCUUGGGCUGCACGUUCGGCGGAUGGAUCUAUGACGUUUUCUUGUAUACCGGACAGAAUAGUCCCGUCAACACGCCUUGGUUGGGUAUUAAGCGGCUACUGCAUCCCAGACGUGGACAAAAGGUUGCCCUGUCCAGUCCUGUCUGA